Mycena citricolor is the source of this 1828-nucleotide messenger RNA. Lineage: Eukaryota; Fungi; Basidiomycota; Agaricomycetes; Agaricales; Mycenaceae. The record is from the annotation of a GenBank genome assembly.
AUAGGACCCUCGUCUCUCCCCGAGUCUUUCACGCUUACUCUCUUAAAUAUUCAGACUCAGCAGAUAUAUAAGAAAUGCCUCCUAGACGCGCUCCAUCCUCUGACUCCGUCGCUUCGCGCCCUGCCAGUCCACUCGUGGACGAUGACGACGAGCCAGUUUUCUUUGACUCCGUCGAUGAACUUCAGUCUCAUGGAAUCAACGUGCAAGACAUCCUGAAGCUCAAGUCUGCUGCAAUAAACACCGUCUCUGGUGUCAACAUGACAACGAGACGCCAGCUACUCAAAAUCAAGGGAAUGUCGGAAGCUAAAGUUGAGAAGAUCAAGGAAGCUGCACAUAAGAUUUUGGGUUCGUCAUUCGCCACGGGAGUCGAGGUUCAAGAAAAGCGCAAGCGAGUCAUCCAUAUCAGUACCGGGAGCAAGGCUGUGGAUACCAUCCUAGGAGGAGGCAUCACGUCUCAGUCGAUCACCGAAGUUUAUGGGGAGUUCAGAACGGGAAAGACCCAAAUGGCGCAUACUAUGAGCGUAGUGGCCCAGCUUCCGCCGGAUAUGGGAGGAGCGUCCGGAAAGGUGGCAUAUAUCGACACUGAAGGGACUUUCCGGCCCGACCGAAUCAGAUCCAUCGCGGACCGGUUUGGGGUCGACGGAAACAUGGCUCUUGAAAAUAUUCUAUACGCUCGGGCAUUCAACAGUGAACAUCAGAUGGAAUUGAUUAACGAAUGCUCCUCUCGCUUCGCGGAGGAUAAAGACUUUCGACUGCUGAUUGUCGACAGUAUCAUGGCUUUGUUUAGAACCGAUUACUCGGGCAGAGGAGAAUUGAGCGAAAGACAGCAAAAGCUCGCCCAAAUGCUAUCCAAGUUGACCAAGCUUUCGGAAGAAUACAAUAUUGCGAUCCUGCUGACGAACCAAGUGCAAUCUGACCCAGGAGCGACAAUGACAUUUGUGGCUGGUGGAGCAUUGAAGCCGAUUGGUGGCCAUAUUCUGUCACACGCAUCUGCAACUCGUAUGUUCCUCCGGAAAGGUCGCGCCGAAGAACGAGUAGCCAAGUUGGUGGACAGUCCCGACCGCCCUGAAUCUGAGGCCAGUUACAAGUUGGAUGAAGGUGGAUGGAUGGACGUGUGAAUGGUCAUAGUUUGCUAUAAUAUCAGUGGCCCGAUUCUGCAACCAAUGAAUAUAGAUCAGCUCGAAGCGUAGUCCCACAGUCACGAGAGCGACAGAUACCUGACACCGUACCAUGGCUACCAAAGUCGUUCAAGCGGCCACAAUCAAGGCUGCAUUGAAGCCACUUGCCCACCCAGUGGAUGCCUCCCGUGUCCGAUGGACAACAUCGCUUGGCGACCAAGCUGGCUUGACGAAAACCGGGAUACACCGCGCAUCGCUCCCCCCUGGACAAACAGGGACAGUCGAGCACUGGCAUGAAGGCGACGAUGAAUGGUGCUACAUCCUCAGUGGAAGUGGGCUCCUGCUCCAGGGGACGGAAGGCACAGACACUGAGCUCAGCGCGGGAGAUUUCGUUGGGUUCCCGGCAGGAUCAAAGACACCUCACGCGUUCCGAGCCGGAGACGAUGGAUUGGAAUAUCUAGUGGGUGGAAGCAGAGAACCACAGGAUAUUUGCCAUUAUCCGUCGCUGAACAAAGCGAUGCUCGUUGAUCGUGUUACUGGUGUGAGGACCGUGGUGGAUGAAGAGGAACUGCACAAGAGCUAACCGGUGGCUGAUGAUGCGAACCUUCGCAAACUUACAUCAAAAUUGUUACAGAAUUUGAACUUGUAAAGUGACCCGGACGAUUACUACUAGUAUAUACACCUAUUCCAACUGACUACCAGCAUGGGCC